AUGGAAGAGGAGGCUGACUGUCAAGAGUACACGGGAGCUCCAUAUUAUGCAGGAAUCUCACCUCUCAAAGUGAGUGCAGAUUUGAUCCGUGUGUUCUGUGCCAGGGAGGCUGAGCCUGCGAUCAAGUCCUAUAGCCCCAAGCUGAUUGUUCUGUUCCUUGACAGUUCUGAUGCUAUCCAGGAGGUGGAGAAACGGCUUUCCAGGCUGCACGCCUUUGUCCUGGGGCCUGGCCUAGGUAGAGAUGACUUCCUCCUCAACAAUGUCAGGGGCAUUUUGGAAGCAACUAACGCCAAGGACAUCCCCAUCAUCACUGACACGGAUGGCCUGUGGCUGAUUGCACAGCAGCCACCCUUUAUUCAUGGCUACCAGAAGGCCGUUUUCACUCCCAACCUUGUGGAGUUUGGCAGACUCUGGGAAGCUGUGCCCACAGGUUCUGUGGAUGCCAAAGACCACAGUGGAUCUGUGUUGAAGCUCAGCCAGGUCCUGGGGAACAUCACAGUGGUCCAGAAAGGAGAGCAUGACCUGAUCUCUGACAGCCAGCAGGUGCUUGUGUGUAGCCAGGAAGGCAGCAGCUGCAGGUGUGGUGGCCAAGGAGACCUCCUGUCAAGCUCCCUGGGUGUCACGGCAUACCGGGCCCUCCUCGCCAGACAGGAAAACACAAAUGGCUCCAACCCGCUCUUGGUGGCUGCACAAGGGAGUGCAACUACCAGGACUUCCAGACAUAUGAUCGCUCCAGGACCACCACAGACAUGA
Molecule: messenger RNA, 753 nt
Organism: Nannospalax galili (Upper Galilee mountains blind mole rat)
Lineage: Eukaryota; Metazoa; Chordata; Mammalia; Rodentia; Spalacidae
Product: ATP-dependent (S)-NAD(P)H-hydrate dehydratase-like
Exons: 1
Coding region: 1-753 (250 amino acids)
Biological process (GO): metabolite repair
Molecular function (GO): ATP-dependent NAD(P)H-hydrate dehydratase activity
Source: RefSeq, a predicted model, not a curated record